AACACACAAUUCAAGUCUUUAUUUCUUCGAUUACAAGAUGUUUUGGGGACUGGUUUUAAACUAAAUCUGAAAUUCAGGAAGCAGCAUCCAAAAAUCAUUUUGUCCACCACUGUAACGGUUGUUCUCAGUGUUUUAGGAGUCAGGAGUGAGAUAUCUGUAGAGUCACAAUUUCUUGAAUCCACGCUCUUGUUGCAGGUGCGAGACCUCGGGCUCGGCUACGACUCGGACGAAAUGGUUCUGUUUAAAUACUGCGGUGGCACGUGCCCGCGUGUGCCGUCCAACCACGAGCUCACCCUCACUAAUCUGCGCCUGAGCGGAGCUCUGCCCCACACCGAGACAUGGCACCAUGCGCCGUGCUGCCGCCCGACGCGCCACGAAGACAUGGCCUUCCUGGACAACGCCCACCGCUGGCACAAGGUCGAGAAGCUCUCCGCCGCUGCCUGCUCCUGCAUCGGCUGA
Silurus meridionalis is the source of this 459-nucleotide messenger RNA. RefSeq names its product persephin-like. Gene Ontology annotation, molecular function: receptor tyrosine kinase binding; growth factor activity; glial cell-derived neurotrophic factor receptor binding. Lineage: Eukaryota; Metazoa; Chordata; Actinopteri; Siluriformes; Siluridae. The transcript has a single exon. The annotation marks the transcript as partial. The record is from RefSeq and is a predicted model, not a curated record.